UGGAUCUUCGGUCUGCGAGUGCAAUACUUUCUUUCGACGGCGAACGCACACUAUGCCGCCAAAGCGUCGCGCCCCAACUACGAAGACCGCGCUCACCACCAAAAGACCCUCCAAGCUUGCGAAGGAGAACCGGUUGACUGCCGACCAGGAAGCCGAAAUCCGAGAGGCGUUUAGCUUAUUUGCGAUACAUCAUCCGCAACACGAAGAUUCGGAGGAGGGUGUGCUACGAAGAGAUGACGUGCGGCGGUGUUUGAUAUCCCUAAACCUCGGGCCUGAUAAACCAGAACUUCCCUCCAUCCUCUCAACAAUCGACCCCCUGAACUCCGGCUUCGUGCCCUUCGUCCCAUUCCUCUCUUAUGCCGCCAUAGCUAUGCAUUCGAAAGUCGAAGGGUCUGACGAGGACGACGAUGAAGAUGAGUACCGAGAAGAGAGUAAUGCAGAAGAGGUCAGAGCCGCAUACAAGCUUUUCACGCAUGGCGGACCUGGACCCAUUACCCUAGCACAUUUAAGGAGAAUCGCGAAGGAAUUGAGAGAGGACGUGCCGGAUGAGGUAUUGAAGGAUAUGAUACUCGAGGCAAACGGAGGGGUGAAUGGCAAGGGGAGGGGAAGGGAUGUUGGGGGCGUGGGGUUGGAGGACUUCGAGAAUGUUAUGAAGAGGGCUGGGUUGACUUUUGGGUGA
Lindgomyces ingoldianus is the source of this 679-nucleotide messenger RNA. RefSeq names its product EF-hand superfamily Ca2+-modulated protein. Bases 53 to 679 code for a protein of 208 amino acids. NCBI's taxonomy places the organism in Eukaryota, Fungi, Ascomycota, Dothideomycetes, Pleosporales, Lindgomycetaceae. The transcript has 3 exons. The record is from RefSeq and is a predicted model, not a curated record.